This is a messenger RNA of Colletotrichum acutatum, 747 nucleotides long. RefSeq names its product hype protein. The coding region runs from base 151 to 534 and encodes 127 amino acids. Gene Ontology annotation, molecular function: oxidoreductase activity. The transcript has a single exon. The record is from RefSeq and is a predicted model, not a curated record. Lineage: Eukaryota; Fungi; Ascomycota; Sordariomycetes; Glomerellales; Glomerellaceae.
AAGACAUCUCUCACCCCGCCUACUAAGUCUUCGACAGAAACUCAUCGCCCUUGGAGCUCAACCUCGAAUAGGUCACACCCGUACAUCCACUCUGAAAGCCGCCUCACUGGGCCGAUUCGUCCUUCAACCCCCAAGAAGGAAUUCGGCAAAAUGGACUAUCGCCUGGUCCUCUUCCUAUACCGCAAAACAGAUAUUACACACGCCGAGUUCAGAGAUCAUUAUGAAUACAUACACAUACCCCUCACCCGAGAACUCACCGGCUCCCGCUUCCCCUCACUGCACUCGAGACGGUACAUUGAGCGGUCGUCGAAGGACGAGCCAACCGUUCUCAUCGGGAAAAGCACUGGAGAGGAGCCUGAUGCUGUGGUGGAAAUUGGAUUCAAGAACGAAGAGGCGGCGCAAGCGUUCUUCGAUGUGACCAACUCUGGGGAGGUUGAAGAGAGGUUGCGGAAGGAUAAUGCGCAGUUUCUGGACUGGGAGAGGCUUAAGAUUAUGAGGAUCGGGGACGCGUUUGAGACGCGAAGGGAGGACUGAGGCAAUGAGAUCCUAUCUCUGAGAGGACGCUGUAUCCUUAAUGAGGUCAUAUCUUCUGCGAGGAUGAUGUCGGCAAUUUGUUCUGCCGCUUACGUCGACACAGCUACUAAAACCUCCGCAGCAGCUCCAUUAAUCCUUUUCUUCUUGCCUCUUUUUUUAUGCCUUUAGUUCCGGGACGAGGAGAACGGUCUUGACUGCUUCUGCAAAACGCCU